GGUAGGAACUUCGUAAUGGAAGAUCGUCGCUUAAAACUCGUUGAAUUUGCCGCGUCGAGCACUCUCCUUCGCGCAAUAAGAAAGAUGGCGGUCGCGUCGCAGUGCGCAUGUACGGCUUCCAAAUGGUCGAGCAAAAACACAGCUGGUCUAUGAUCUCCGAGGCAGCUGACGGUCGAACGCUCUCGACGUGAUUUCGCGUGUGUGUUUCCGACCGAUCCGCAAAGUUCACACAGAGAUCGGUGGAAGAGUCGGAUUCGAAGAGAGCUUUCGUUAGAGGUUAACUGGGUGUUAAGUAGGAAAGGAAGACGACGUGUGCCGGAUCCGAGGAGGCAGUGAUAGUGAUACGUUUUUGUGUGAGCUUAAAUGUGUAUGAAGCUCGUACGUUCGUCUCGGUGUCGCCACGAGGGGAGGUUCGUUCUUCGUCCCUGGGAUACAAAGGAGUCGAGGAACUGGCUGCUUCUAGCGUCCCUAAGAAACGCACGAGUAAAGAUGCAUUUGCGAUUGUAACGCACAAGGGCACUUACCUCUCGAGUAAGAGAAAUUACUCGAGCGGCUCCUACCGAUAUCGCCGUAUUGUCCGCGUGAAUCGCGGCACAUUGUGUUAGUUAAACAAUGAAGGAGGCUACGUAAAGGUCAGAAGCACCAGAGCACUAUGCAGUUGAAUUCGUAAUAGUCGGACCGACUUAAAGGAAUAGGGGGAAGAGGAAUAGGAAGUGCUCGGGGAAAGUGGCGAUAGAUGAUACAAAAAAUGGCAUCCACCAGUGGACACAAGAGGAACGGCUCGAGCUCGAGCAUGUUCGCUCACAAGCGAACCGAAUCCGGAGGUGGCUUCAUCGGUCACAAACGAUCCGAAAGCGGUCACAAACGGGCCGAAAGCAUAUCCAGUGCCUUUGGCCACAAGCGUUCCGAGAGUGGCCACAAAAGGAAUGAGAGUGGUGGUGGUUUUGGCCAUAAGAGGUCCGAGUCUGGUAGCAAUUAUCACGCGGGACAUCGACGGAACGAGAGCAUGUAUGCCAUGACAGGACUGUACGCCGAAAGUGCUGGCACGGGAACCGAUGAAAACGCGGAUCCUCUGCAACCAAGCGGUAGCAGACUGACUCAUGACACCGUAAUAAGAUGUCAUAGUAGAAACCCAAGUUCCGGCCUUGUGGAUCAUAGAGACUUUAUCAUCAAAUGUCACAGCAGGAAUCCCAGUGCUUCCAUGGUGGACAGGACCGAGAAAGAAAGGGCCCAAACGCCACCGUUCAAUCCAGACUCGAAGGACUGCGGAAUUCUAAGCUGUAGGCCCGCCUUCAUCCAAAGAUUCGCCGGGAUAAAGGUGUUCGUGUUCCUCCUUUCAUUCCUCGUAACUCUACAACAAGCACUUAGUUCUGGUUAUAUCAAUUCUGUGAUCACAACUAUAGAAAAAAGGUUUGAAAUCCCGUCCAGCCUCUCGGGCCUCAUCGCCAGCUCAUACGAAAUAGGCAACGUCAUUACUGUCAUCUUCGUGAGCUAUCUCGGUAGUCGCAGACAUAUCCCUGUUUGGAUAGCCAUUGGUGCUGUUAUCAUGGGACUGGGAUCGAUGAUCUUUAUGGUACCGCAUUUUACCGCCGAGCCUAAUUUAACGACGACGUCGAACAAUUCGAGCUCCGACAAUAUUUGUCGUGGGGUGUCGUUGCGCGAACAGGACAUGGGACUCGGACGAUUGUCAUCGGGUUUAUCGUCGCCGCACAACAAUUUGAGAGGCGACAAUUGUAUACAAGGAUCUCCAUCGAACGCCGGUCCUGUUAUGCUCUUUGUGCUUGCUCAGUUAUUGCUAGGUUGCGGUGGUUCUCCUCUAUUUACUCUCGGUACCACUUAUAUAGACGAUCACGUGAGACCAGAGAGUGCUUCUUUGUACAUCGGAUGUAUGUACAGUAUGGCGGCUUUUGGACCAGUAUUAGGUUUUCUUCUUGGGGCAUAUCUCCUGUCGUUCCACAUGGACUCUUUCUCCGGGACGAUUAUUAGUAUCGAUCCCGGAGAUCAUCGAUGGGUCGGAAUGUGGUGGGGCGGAUUCUUGCUCUGCGGUUUACUACUGAUAAUGGUAGCAAUACCGUUCUUUAGUUUCCCUAAAACAUUGCAACACGAGAAGGAGAAAAUAAGGAUCAUCGAGAAAAACAAAUCCACCUCUCAGAAGGAGAAAGAGCAAUCCAAGGAACCGAAGAAGGAGAAACUGGAUGAUACUGGAUACGGUAAAGACGUGAAAGAUAUUCCGCGUAGCAUGUGGAGACUGGUUUGCAAUCCUGUAUACGUGGUGACCUGUUUGGGUGCUUGUAUGGAAUUGGUGAUCGUCUCGGGCUUCGUUGUUUUUCUACCAAAAUAUCUCGAAACGCAAUUCAGCCUGGGAAAGAGUCAGGCGAGCAUAUUUACCGGCUCGAUAGCUAUACCGGGUGCGUGCAUCGGUAUCUUCUUCGGUGGAUGUUUGUUGAAACGAUUGGAACUGAGGCCUAAAGGCGCUGUUCAGUUUGUUCUUGUCUCCAACAUAAUAUGUUUGGUUUGUUACGGUCUCUUAUUUUUCUUGGGUUGCGACAACGUGAAAAUGGCCGGGACCACUAUACCGUACUUUAACAGCAGCACGAAAGGUCCAGAACCUUUCCAAGUAAAUCUCACUGCCGCAUGCAACUUCGGUUGUGAAUGUCGAAUGACCGACGUCGAGCCGGUCUGUGGAAAUAACGGCCUGACGUACUUCAGUCCUUGUCACGCUGGAUGUACAGCCUUCAGUUCGAAAUCUAACUUUACGAAUUGCGCAUGUAAGUCGAUGGAAGAAGACACGUUCGUUACUUAUCGUCCAAAAAAAAUCUCAGGACUUGAAAUCGUCAAUGCGACGUACUAUCGACGUUUUUCCUCGUUCGCAGGUAUACACGGUAAUUUAACCAUGCUGCCACCAGCAGCGCCAGAAUUCGCGGAGGUAACCGUGGUACCGGUAGCGACUGCUGGUCCGUGUACUUCGCCCUGCAGAACGAUAUUUCCCUUUUUGAUUCUUCUAUUCUUCAUGACGUUUAUCGUGGCGGUAACCCAAAUGCCUUUGUUGAUGAUAGUUUUAAGAUCCGUAUCGGAGGAAGAACGUUCGUUCGCUCUUGGUAUGCAAUUCGUAAUCUUCAGACUGUUCGGUUAUAUACCAGCGCCUAUUCUUUUUGGUAAUUUGAUAGAUUCGACGUGUUUAUUAUGGAAAAGUACUUGCGGCGAGAAAGGCGGCCGAUGUCUCUUGUACGACAUCGAACAAUUUCGAUAUAGGUACGUUGGUCUUUGCGCUGGCAUCAAAAUCUUGGCACUAGCAUUGUUUCUGGUUGAUUGGUGGCUCGUAAGAAGGAGAAGACAAAUGGAGGAUCAAGCUCCUUCCUUCACCGUCAAUGAGUUCGUAGGAUCGAUUAUUAGUCUCGACAAAUUAUUUGAGGAAAAACCUCAUCAACAUAAUUUAGGGGAUGGCGAUGUGAAUUCACCGAGCUCGGACGGAUUAACGCCAUCCUCUGUUUCUUCGCCCACGGAGCCUACGAAGUCGACGAAUCUCGAGGAAACGGAAUCUUCAAAUCACACGCAGGAAUCGAACGAAACGGCGAAUCGUUCGAAAAACGUGAUGGACGUCGAUGUACCGGACACGAGGCAAUCAGCACCAUUUGCCACCCACGAACAGGAAGUAGAUACGAAGCCUUCGAUUGGUAAAUCAGAAAGUCGUGAUCAGAAUGUUUAAUGUUUAUUUCGGACUAGGAAUUAUAUAAAUAAAUCUAUCGAAUUGGUGAUAAGAAAAUUUGUGACAAAUUAUUAGAGAAUUCAUUGUAAAUAUAAAGUGUUCAUUGUUGAGAAGCGCGCACUAAUCUUUACAGUCAUAGAACCGAUGUAUACGACUGUCGCACUCGAUGAAUAACGAAGAAAUGUGACUUUCGGUGCUCGUGAAUAUGUUUCGAAGAGAUUGAUAUAAACGGAGUGGAACGAACUUGCAGUCAAUAUUUUUCUGUUAACGCGAUCGUCGCGCUCAGCAUGCGAUCAAACUCGAUAGAAAUAUAUAUAUAUAUAUAUAUGUGUGUGUGUAUAGAUAUAGGUAUAUAUAUAUAUAUAUCAUAUAUAUCGGAUUAGUUUUCUAUGUAUUCGUAUAUUUCACGUAAAAUGCAUACGUAGCUAUAAAAUAUUAAACUCUUGUAUUUGAAAAAAGAGUGCUGUUCAUCUUCCGUAAUAAUUUGUCACAGAUUUCAAUGAAAUGGUUUAGCUAUUAUAAGAAGAUGAUAUCAGUAAGUGUACAUUUUUAUGGCAUUGCGAUGUGUAAAUAGUUUAAUGAUAGGUUGUACGACUCGUUUAAAGAGUGCAGUUCGAGACUAUACCGUUAUUGUGUGGCUGAAUCUAUACUGUUUUUACUCUAAACGAUACAUUAUACGAAACGAUAGCACAAGAUAAGGCUAAAGAUUAAGUACACGGAGAAACGAUGCGAUUUGUCAUCGUCUUUGGUACAAGUUUCAAGAAACGAGCCUUGAUCGCGACUGCUACGUAAAACAAAAGGCCAACGCGAAGACGAAAUUGUAAAUAUAAAAAUCCUGCCUUAAGAACUACAAGACUAGACAAAACUUAAAGUUAAAUAUAAUUAACUAAGUUAACGAAACUAAUGAUCUAUAUAUUUAAACAUUAUUAUCCGCAGAUCAAGAGCUGAGAUUUAUUUUAUAACUAGAUUUUAGGCUUUCUCACAAAAAAAGUAGUCAAUUUAGAAAUAGCAAAGAUUAAAAUGACGAAAAUCAUAGUUGAAUCAAUAGGAUACAAUUGAAUGGUGUAGUAGAGUUUUAUCUUAUCCUUUCUCAUAGAUAUAUUAUACACACGGUCAUAAUCCCACGCUUUGAAAAGAGCGGCACGUGAUCUCCGAUGAUUGUUUCUUCGGCUUCUUAAGUAAAUGUAUUUUAUAGAAUCUCAAGGUAAUAUCACUUGCGGAAAAAUGGCUUUCGUGGAAAACGAAUUCUUUUUUCUUUUUUUUUUUUUUUCUUUCCCUUUCUUAUUUUUUUCUUUUCUUUUCGAUAUGAUAUUUAUCGAUACGGUAUUUUGUAGAAUGAAAGAUGCUUCCAAGCAACGAGAAUCUAUAUCAUUUUCCGAACGUAAACUCUCGAUGGAUCGAGAAUCAUCGAUCGGAUUUCAAUAUCGAUCUAUGGGACCUUACUGUCUCCGAUAAGUUUUUGGCUUCGAUGCAAUUAGCUCGCUCGUCACGAGGAUGCUACUAGUUUUGUACCUGAAAGCCUCUCGAAUCAAUUUCGAUGUAUAAAAGGUGAACAUGACGAUGAAAAUGACGAUUACGACGACGACGACGACGACGACGACGACGACGACGACGACGACGACGAUGACGACGACGAUAAUUAUGAUGAUGAUGACGAUGAUGAGGAAGGAGAAGGAAGAACAAAAAAAAAACUAGAAAGAAACUAUAUAACUCACUCAGGAAUGAAAUUCUAUAGAGAGUAAGGGCACUUUUAAUUUAAUUCAGAAUAUAACAUGAAACGGAGAAAAAAAACGAGUGUAAGAAUAUAUUAUAUAAAUAUAUAUCUCUCGAAGCCAGGAAAAAUUUUGCCUUAGCUUACGAAGGAAAGUAUGAUCAAUUGAUUUGAAGUUUUUAUUUUGGAUAUUUUCAACUUUCUUAUCCGCUCGACGUAAAUCUUUUCGCAAAAUGGAGUUACGUCAGACAAUGUUAACAAAGAGAUAGAAAAGGAAAAAGAAAAAAAUGUCAAAGAAAAAUGAUUUAACGUGCUUUUCUAUAUAGGAAACGUAGUCUCUCUCGAUGGGUAUAUUCAAAGAAAAUUCAGAACCCUGCGAUGCCGCAAAUGUAAACUUUGUGCAAACUACUUACGUUCGCGUUUUCACACGUAUAUUUAUCACACGGUAUCACUCUUGCUGUUUGGUCCGUCACUGUCAAUUUUUCAAAGUGUAGUCUACACGCUACUAUAUUUUAGAGGCAAUUUUCACGUUUGAUGUAAAACGAUUCCUCAAAGCCGACCGUUCGCAUCGUUUUUUCGAGACGGCGAUGAUCUCUCUAAUGACUACGUUAUUGCGAUGCACUUAUAUAUAAUAUAUAUAUUAUAUAUUAUAUUAUAUAUAUAUAUACCUAUAUAACUUUGUGAUAUAAAUUUCUUCCGAGCGGUAGACUUUGACGAACGCCCGUAGAUCGUAACAAAGAAGUGCUGUGAAUAGAGGAAGAGAAAGAGAAAGAAGAAGAAGAAGAGGAAGGAGAAGAAAAAAAAAAAACGAAAGAAAAUCUAAGUACAUAUACAUAAAUAAAUGGCAAAUCAAACUCAGUUCAACUUACACGUCGAAGAGAACGGAGAAGCAACCUCUCCACUUCGGACACUUGCAAUUGUACAUAAAAUUAUAGUUAGAGAAAGAGAGAGAGAAAGAGAUAGAUUAAAUACCGUGCGAUUCGAGCCAUUUUUGCGUGUUCGAAGUCGCGGUCGUGUUGCCGCUUCGAUGUUUCUUUCAUUUUAAUUCCAGAAUGAAGAUGCAUCGAACCGAUUUUACACGGCUGGCACGAUAUAAUAAGUAUAACGACUCUUGCGUUACUUAAGUACUUUUGUAAGAAUUUUAUUUUUGAAUGAUUAUUUUUUAAUUAUCUCCCAGUAUAUUUGUCUAUCUUUUUACUUUGUUCUCUCUUCUCACGACGACACGUAGUUCGUUAUGUUUUUUCGUCGAUCGUAUUAACGUGAAACGUUCUAAUCGAAUGAUUGUCUUUUAAUUAAUCUCCUGUUAACGUCAAUAUACACCCAUACUAUCGACAGAAUAACUGCGAUAACUAUUAAUACCGAUACUACUCGCUAAAAUUAGUACUACUACUACUACUACUACUACUACUACUACUACUACUACUACUACUACUACUACUAUUACUAUUAUUAUUACUACUAUUACUACUACUAUUACGAUUACUCUUAUCGCUAUUAUAUUGUUAUAUAUUUAAUUACUAUGAUGAUUAUGAUUUUAGUCUUGAAUUUUCUUGUCACGAGACCGUAGUGCGUACGUAACAUUCCCAAGCGCGGCAGUAAUCUGGAUUGAAAAUAUUAAAUAGCAAAAGAAAAAUAAAUACGAUCAAGUAUUAGAUAGGGUUUACUAUAGUGAUAAAAUUUAAAUCUAAAAAUGUUAUGUUAUAAUGUAUAUAUAAAUAUAUAUAUAUAUAUAUAUAUAUGUAUGUAUACCGUACAUGUAUGUAUGUUUAUAUAUAUAUAUAUACAUCAUAUAUAUGUAUGGUUAUCGUCACAAUGUAAACUGCUUAUAGAUGUAAUGUAUUUUUUGUAGGGACCAUAAAUAUAAGCAGAAACAAUAUACAUAUAUAACAAGUUUCAAUCGGUACCGAAAGUGCGGAGAGAGCAGGCACGAUAAAGUAUGUCAAAUUCGUGAAAGCAAUACAUGCGUGGCACGAGAAGUUCCUGGAAAUAAUCGAUUUGAUGUUCGCGUAUAUAAAUAUAUACGUUCGUAUAAAAACGUAUACAUAUUGACAAAAAAAAAAAAAAAUUAAAAAACUAAUAAUAAAAAAAAUAUAUUUAUAUUCGUGUAUAUAUCACAUGAUGAUAUAUAACGUUAAUCGUAUUAAAUGUUAACGAUAGAGAGAGAGAGAGAGAGAGAGAGAGAGAGACGGAGAAAUAGAAUACCAUAAAAAAUACGGAAUUCUUUUCUCUUCUUGUGCGGAACUAUGCACGCUAAUGCGUUUUAUUUUGUUGAAUGAAAAAUAUCAUAUUUAAGGUAUGAAAAUAAAUGAAAUAUAACGCGCUACACCGAUCUUCUAGGAACUUCUCCGCGGGAGCAACAAUUAAUUAAUUAAAGAACGAGAUUACGGAUCGCAAAGGAAAACGGACAAAAAAUGAGAGAAACGGAAGGAAAUUAAAAAUAAAUCAAGGAUGCCGAUAGUUUCCAUUGAUGAAAGAAGUUUUAUCGGACUUCGUUGCGUUAUGCAUCCUUUCGGUGAUAAAUUGAAAAAUAAAUCAGUGCACCUCUUAUGAUCGUAAUCGCGUUACUGGAAGUAUGCCUUAAACUGCAAUGGAGUUAAAGAAAUAUGGGAUAGUAAAGAAAAAUGAAGAUAAAUCUAUGCGUAGACAGGAAUAUACAUUACAUAAAUUUUAAUUGUGAUCGCGAACGACUACGAACGUCGUCGAGCGUGUUUCCUACUACGUAUUUUGCGUGGUCUCGUAAAAAAACAAUGCUGGAUUUCAAUGGAAAGCUUUCCUACCAUAUCAAAAUCUUCAGUUUUUAACAAUGGAAAUUGAUAAUCUCGCGUGUUACGUAAUAUCUACGUUUAGGGAAAAUAAUAGAAGUAAGUCUUCUAUUGAAGUUCAAUGAAACGUUACAAAUGGAUUUCAGUCUAUCGAAUUUCGUUGUAGAAUUAUUAUUAUCAUUAUUAUUAUUACUAUUAUUAUUAUUAUUAUUAUUAUUAUUAUUAUUAUUAUUAUUAUUAUUAUUAUUAAAUAGAUAUAUCAAUAACUAUCUCGCGAUAAGGAGGAUCGUUAAAUGAAUCGAAAAAUGAAUUUAUAAAAACGAUCCAACACGAUUCGAAUUUAAGUUACGUGUAGUAUCAAUUCUGAACACUCGAAGCUCUUCUGCGGUUUCAUUAAAGUACACCAGAACAAUCUCGAAUUCGUUUCUUAUCAUUGCAAUCCAAUUUGCAAAGGAUGGUCGAUUGCCUUAUAAUUACUUUCUCUCUUCUUAUUAUCAAUGAAUCCUUUUAAGAUCAACUAUUUCAUUUUUGCCAUGCUAUAUAUAUACAAAAAUUAUGGAUGCAUUGUUAAGUACAUUAAGAGAUAAUAAUCGCAAUGGUCGAGAUUGCCUUCUACUCAAUUUUAUUUAAACCUUAAUUUUUCAAAAAGAGAUAAGGCACAAACAAAUAAUGUAUUUACAAUGAAUAAAUGUUUUGAAAACUGUUA
Messenger RNA from Vespula pensylvanica (western yellowjacket), 8885 nucleotides. It is a transcript of the gene Oatp30B, whose product is annotated as solute carrier organic anion transporter family member 5A1. The transcript is spliced from 15 exons. NCBI's taxonomy places the organism in Eukaryota, Metazoa, Arthropoda, Insecta, Hymenoptera, Vespidae. Gene Ontology annotation, molecular function: protein binding. Gene Ontology annotation, cellular component: membrane. The coding region runs from base 737 to 3706 and encodes 989 amino acids. Gene Ontology annotation, biological process: transmembrane transport; sodium-independent organic anion transport. The record is from RefSeq and is a predicted model, not a curated record.